UGAAUAAUUGUUGAGCCAAGAGUCAAUAACGUCAAGGUGUCAUCACUCAAUUAACAAAAAUCAGUGCGCUUAAAAAUAUGUACAACACUCUCAAAAUCAGCUGACAUUCCUGACUAAUGCGCUGUGCAACCCUUCAAUCAUCAAAAAAAUCACAUUGAUUGUUUUUGUAAUUUAAUUACAAACAUUUACUAGCCUGCAAGUGAAUUCCAGGUAGUGAAUCACGCAACGCACACACAGAAAGGAUUUGUGUUUUAGUUUUACCCCAAUACUAACGGUAGUAUCCCCUUCAUUCGCAUACCACCUCAAGAGUGCGUGCAACAAACACCUCCACCCUCCGAAUGCAGGGCACAUUUGCAUGUGUUUGUGCAGCAACAAAAUUGCCUCGCUUGAAAUUGUUGUUGUUGGUUGUGAGAAGGAAGCGUAUAAAUUGCAAACGGUUAUAUAAAAAUUAUUGCGCAUAAAAAUUGUGCUAAAAAGCACCGGUGCAACGGUGCAUUGCAAGGCAGUGUCGCACGAAAUAACAUAUUUGUCUGCUGAGAGUGUGCAUGUGGCAAGUAAUUGUUCGUUAGAAAUAAUGUAUAAAUAAUUUGUAAGUGAUGAAUUUAUGUGCAAUUAUUAAGUGAUUUUGCCUAUAUGUAUAUGUGAACCAAUAAGCUACAAUGCAAACAAAUUUGGAACCGUUAAUGCAAUAUUAGCCCUAGACGUGCUUUGUUAGUCGAUUUGACUGACAAUCAUCGUGUUUUGCAAACAGAAGCAAAAAAAAAACGAUGCCCAACAAGAGUUAAUCAAAAUGCAAUCAAAAAUUUAAAUUUUCAGCUCACAAAAACAUAAUUUUGAAACUGCUUGAGAGAUACCAAAACCAUAAGUGACUAAAGUGUGAAGUGUUGGAAAAAAGAUCUAAAGAUAAAUAGUGUAUUCAAACAAAAGUAGUUUAAAUUAAAAAAACAGCUAAUAAAUCAAAAAUAGUGUACACACACGUAAGCGGACGGCAGGAAAAUGGGCAAGAAAAACUCCAAAUUGAAGCAGGACACCAUCGAUCGUCUAACAACAGCCACAUACUUCACAGAAAAAGAAAUCAGACAAUGGCACAAAGGUUUUCUGAAAGACUGUCCGAACGGUUUGCUGACAGAACAAGGUUUUAUUAAAAUUUACAAACAAUUCUUCCCGCAAGGAGAUCCCAGUAAAUUCGCAUCGCUGGUGUUUCGGGUCUUCGACGAGAAUGAGGAUGGUGCGAUUGAGUUUGAGGAGUUCAUACGGGCGUUAUCGAUUACAUCACGUGGCAACCUGGAUGAAAAGCUGCAAUGGGCAUUCCGACUCUACGAUGUGGACAAUGAUGGUUACAUAACGAGAGAAGAAAUGUAUAAUAUAGUGGAUGCAAUAUAUCAAAUGGUGGGUCAACAGCCGCAAACGGAGGAAGAGAACACGCCGCAGAAGCGUGUCGACAAAAUAUUCGAUCAAAUGGACAAGAAUCACGACGAUCGUUUAACGCUCGACGAAUUUCGUGAGGGUAGUAAAGCUGAUCCACGUAUAGUGCAGGCGUUAAGUUUAGGUGGUGAUUAACCAAAAGAGACUUAGUUUAAUUCUGCAACAGAUUAAACGAGGAAACUAAACGGAUAUAAAAACCAAACAAAAAAAUAGUUAAAAGUACACUGCAGGAACAAAUAAUAGCAAAGUAAUUGUUAUUACAAAAUAAUAAUAAAAUAAACAGAAGGAAAGCACAGGUGAUUAGAGGAUAUAAAUUUUUGGAAAAUAUUUAAGAAGGGAAACGAGUAAAGGCAAAGGGCAGCACACUUGAUACGCACACAGCCAUACAAACACGACUGCUUUGGUGGCUUCAGGCUACCAAACGCGCCCAAUACACACACACACAUACAUGUGUAAACACUCAUAUGCAUACAUGUAUAUGUACAUACACAUGCACCUCUCUGAGUUACAUGACAGUUAGGUUAAUGAUACCAAAAAAAAUAUGCGAAAGUAGAGCAAGCGGUAGAAAAGCUUCGAAUACCGAUUAUGUUAAUGGUUUGCAAAUGCAAAAACUAAGAAACCAAAAACAACAAAAACAAUAAACAAGAGUAAAAGUAAUGCAAUUUAUAAAGUAUACUCAUUGCAAACGUAGGAGAAACGGGUUUAGCGUAGUUAAACAAUAUUCAAGCUGCAAUCAAUAGACAUAGGCGCACAUGCAUUAAAUAGCAUGCAUAUGCAAUGUACACAGAUACACGCACACACACAUGCGCGCACACAUAGUUUAUAGUGAUGUCAACGAAACGGUAAUCAAAAUCUGCCCAAUAAAAUGACGGCUAUGCGCGGCAUAGCCUCACAGCAGCUCACAAAAUACAAAAUUUUUUGAAAAAAUUAAAAAAAAAAAUUAUGAAAAUAAUAAACAAAAAUCAAAUUAACUUGGCAGCACACACUUGUAAAAAGUUAAGCUAAAUUUCUGUAGAAAAAGAUGAGAAAUCAAAGUAAAUUUUAUAAUACAUAAUAUAAAUUGCGAAAUUGCAUGCAGCCACACAAAAGGUCGAAUACAAAGGUGCGUUUUGAACAAAAAAAAAUUUAAUGCUAAUAAACAAUAACAAAAAUAAAAAACAUUUGCAAAUAUUUUCAAGUAAAAC
Messenger RNA from Bactrocera tryoni, 2609 nucleotides. Its product is annotated as frequenin-1-like. The transcript is spliced from 8 exons. Gene Ontology annotation, molecular function: calcium ion binding; calcium sensitive guanylate cyclase activator activity. Lineage: Eukaryota; Metazoa; Arthropoda; Insecta; Diptera; Tephritidae. The coding region runs from base 997 to 1560 and encodes 187 amino acids. The record is from RefSeq and is a predicted model, not a curated record.